Xyrauchen texanus (razorback sucker) is the source of this 1651-nucleotide messenger RNA. RefSeq names its product probable G-protein coupled receptor. The transcript is spliced from 2 exons. Gene Ontology annotation, cellular component: signaling receptor complex; plasma membrane; endosome. The record is from RefSeq and is a predicted model, not a curated record. The coding region runs from base 344 to 1651 and encodes 435 amino acids. Gene Ontology annotation, molecular function: G protein-coupled receptor activity. NCBI's taxonomy places the organism in Eukaryota, Metazoa, Chordata, Actinopteri, Cypriniformes, Catostomidae. Gene Ontology annotation, biological process: G protein-coupled receptor signaling pathway.
UACAGUAGACUCCACUAAUGGACUGAGCUGCACAUCAUGUACAUCUGCCUCUAUAAUGGCUUCCGCUGGUGGCAUCAGUCAGUCUUAAGUGCAAAGACCAGAGGACCCAAACACAACUCCAUCAAGCUCUUACUGAGUGAGUUCUGGAAAAACUCAGCAGUUUAUAAAUGACCCAUGGAGAUCCUGGAUUUUGAAACUAUAAAUGAUGUUGGACCAGACUUAUUACAUCGUGGAAAUCAGAUCUAACCUUUGACUUGCAGACCAAAGAGAAACCAAUUCAAGCUUGUGGAAGAUGGAGAAGCCCGGGGCUCUGCUUCUUGCUUGGUGUACCACACUGUAAAAAAUGGAGACAUCUGAAUUUACUGCAGCACCAGAGCUUAAUGAAACCCAACUUAAUGAGACACUGAGCCAUGGCCACCCCAUACAUCUGGCACCCGGCAUGCAAUUAGGGAGCAUGUCCAACCCGCAGUCACGUUUGCAAGACAUGAUGGGGCUUGUUGUCAUGGUGACACUUAAUGCGGUAGCGCUCUUGGCUAACAGUGGCGUUUUAGCAGUAGUAGUAAAAGCGCCCCAUCUCCGCAAGUUCAGUUUAGUCUGUCACCUGUGCAUUGUGGAUUUGUUAUGUGCCGCCCUGCUCAUGCCUCUUGGCAUUGUCUGUGGCUCGCCAUUCUUCGCUGGGGUCGUUUUUUCUGUAAUCGAAUGCAGGUUAUACGUAUUCCUGAAUGCCUUUUUAGUAUCUGCCUCGAUAUUCACAGUAACUGUAAUCAGUGUGGAACGCUACUUCUACAUUGUACAUCCCAUGCGGUAUGAGGCUAAGAUGACCCCUUGCUUAGCUGCUGCCAUGAUGGGACUGGUUUGGGUGGCGUCUACUCUGCUUGGGCUUGCUACUGUCUUUGGGUGGCCCAAUUACGGUAGCCGAAGCUCCAUUGCUGCCACUCACUGCUCUCUGCAUUGGAGCCACAGCGGACAUCGACGACUAUUUGCCAUCCUUUUCUGCGCCAUUUGCUUUUGCGUACCAGCAGCCAUCAUUCUUGCCGUCUACGCGAAUGUCUAUAAAGUUGCCCACUUGGCCGCCCGGGAAAGGGGGCCAAUCCCUAGCUGGACGAUGGCAACUUCUCACCCAAAGCGUAGGUCUGAUUCUGUCAACAGCCAGACUACAAUCAUAACCACAAGCACUAGCGUCCGCAGAAAUCAAGUUCCUCGCAGAAAGAAGAGAACUUUGGUUGGAGGGAAAGCGGCGCUUACUUUGGCCAUCAUCGUGGGACAGUUCCUUCUCUGCUGGCUGCCUUAUUUUGCCUUUCACUUGCAUUUGUCACUGGGUUUCUCACAUAGUACUUCAGAAGAAGCAGAAGUACCAGUAACUUGGCUAGCGUACUCAUCAUUCACAGUAAACCCGUUUUUUUACGGGCUGCUCAACCGCCAGAUCAGGGAAGAGUUGUGUAAGAUGCUCCUGUGUUGCCGAUCAAAUAGCAGGCCAGUGCGGCCCGCAGCGUCUGGCCAUGAACGCACAGGGCACGAAGACUUUUUUCAUUUCUUUCACAAAAGCACUGGUGGGGAAGGAACUAGAUGUGGCUACCACCACACGGCUACAACAAGGCUGGACCAAACCAGCUUUAGGAUACCAGGACAAAUACCAGAAGAGGUCACCUAA